CAUGUGCUAAACUAUACCUGUCAUAAAAAACAGGAUUACAGGAGAUGGCAUUCAAUUUUCAACAAAACCUAGGCUGUGGUAUAAUACAGUUGGGUUCUUUUUUAAAUUAGUGUUGUGUUGGCUACUAGAAUGCCCCGCAUGAUUUCAUAUCAUAAAUAAUCAAGAUCCUUCCUUGUUUUAAGAAAAAAUAGAUAAUGACUUGAAACCAAAGGCUAGGUCUCUCUGUGUGCUGAGUCCCACAUCUCUGUAAUCAGGAGACACUUGCGGUUGUGAGGCCACUUCAAACGAUGCUUUUGAAUUCAGAUGAGUAAAAAGCAACACAUGCACAUACACACAAUUUGCAUUUUAAAGUAUUCUUUUGUCAACGCUUGCGUGUCAUGUGAUCAUGUCGGAGAUGUGUUCAGUCCUCACUAUAUUAGUCUUCACAAUUGGUCCGGCCUGAAUCCACAUACAUGAAGAUUUCUUCAUGAGCUGAACAUCACGUCAGGAAAUUUAAAAGUAUGCCACAUCCAGUGCACGAUUCUCAAAGGUUGUCUGUGAAAACAUGGGAAGAAGAGGAGAGCGACCAUGCCGAUAGCCCACUUAGCAGAGGGCAGUCGAUGUGCGAUGACACUUCCUCAGAACUACAAAGAAUGGCGGCCAUUGACAGGAGAGAGGCCAAUUCACAGAAUUCCCAUCAUGGCCGAGGUGCUCUCUCCAGGAUAGUGAAUAUGGUGAUGACUCUGAGAGAAUGGGCACAGAAGAGCGUAGCUGAGGAGACACAGCGGCCUGAUUCUUUUUUGGAGCGUUUCCGAGGCCCCGCCCACUUGGACAUACAUGCCCCAUCCAGCCGAUUUAGUCACAGCCACAAUGGCUCGGAUACAGAUGGUGACAUGAGAUGCUCAAAAAGAAAGAGGAAAUGUAACAAUGUUAUCCUUUCGCCAUCGGAUGAUGCGUAUUACCACUGGCUGAUGGUUAUUGGUCCUGCUGUUUUUUAUAACUGGACCCUGUUAGUUGUCAGGGCCUGUUUUGACGAGCUCCAGACGAGAAAUAUUUUGGUGUGGCUGGUCAUGGACUACAUCUGCGACGGUGUCUACAUCCUGGACAUCGCCGUUCGUCUCCACACGGGUUUCCUGGAGCAGGGCCUGAUGGUGAAAGAUGGCCACCGUUUGAGGGAAACCUAUAUUCGAACUUUACAAUGCAAGCUGGACAUCUGCUCCAUCCUUCCAACCGAUCUGUUAUAUUUGACUUUUGGAGUCAGUCACACGCCCCUUCUCCGAUUCAAUCGUCUGCUGCGCCUGCCGCGGCUCUUUGAGUUCUUUGAACGUACGGAAACAAGAACGGGCUACCCAAAUUCCUUCCGCAUCUGUAAACUUGUUGUCUACAUCCUGGUGAUCAUCCACUGGAAUGCCUGCGGCUACUACAGUUUCUCCAAAGUCCUGGGACUGGGUUCCGACUCCUGGGUUUAUCCCAAUGCCUCGGAUCCAGAGUAUGCCUCCCUGGCCCGAAGUUACAUAUACUGCCUGUACUGGUCCACUUUGACGCUGACUACCAUUGGAGAGACUCCGCCUCCUGUGAGAGACGAGGAGUAUCUCUUCCUAAUAUUUGACUUUCUGGUCGGCGUUCUGAUUUUUGCGUCCAUUGUGGGAAAUGUUGGAGCCAUGAUCUCAAAUAUGAAUGCUACAAGAGCAGGCUUUCAGGCUCGUGUGGAUUCUCUGAAGCAUUAUAUGCACUUCAGGCAUGUCAACAAGGUGUUAGAACAGCGCGUCAUUAGGUGGUUUGACUACCUCUGGACCAAUAAGAAGACCAUCGAUGAACAGGAAGUUCUGAGGAGCUUGCCCAGUAAAUUAAGAGCAGAGAUUGCAAUCAAUGUUCACCUGGACACACUGAAGAAGGUACGUAUUUUCCAGGACUGCGAGGCAGGCCUUUUGGUGGAGCUGGUGCUCAAACUUCAACCACAGGUUUUCAGUCCAGGAGACUAUAUCUGCAGAAAGGGAGAUGUUGGCAAGGAGAUGUAUAUAAUUAAAGAUGGCCGCCUUGCCGUGGUGGGGGAGGAUGGAGCCACGCAGUUAGCUGUCCUCACAGCCGGUAGCUGCUUCGGAGAGAUCAGCGUCCUGAACAUCAGUGGCAGCAAGAUGGGAAACCGCCGCACGGCUAAUAUCCGCAGUCUGGGAUACUCGGACCUUUUCUGCCUUUCCAAACAAGACCUGAUGGACGCGCUGCAGGAGUUCCCUGACGCUAGGGCUCAACUGGAGCAGAGGGGUCGGGAUAUCCUGCGGAAGGAGGGGCUCCUGGAAGAAGUUAAUGUGUCUGCUGGGGAGGAGCUGGAGGAGAAAGUGGAGAGGUUGGAAACCAGUGUGGAUCGACUGCAGACAAGUUUGGCGCGUCUGCAGAGUGAGUUCAACUCCGCUCAGCUUCGAAUGAAGCAGCGAAUGACAGCCCUCGAGCACAACAUCACCAUGGUAACCACAGGUAGCGGUUUUCUGUCAGACACAGACGGCAACGACAGCGCAUCUGGUGGCGGCGGGAUGCGAAGCCAAAUAAAUAUUCGGCUUUAAGUCCUCCUACGACGCACUGACUAUCAUAUUUUAUAUAUAUAUAUAUAUUUUUUUUUUCUUUUUUCUUGUAACCCUGAUGGUAUCGACAUCACAGUACAAUAAAUUUCAAUUUUAAUCCUGACAGAAUAGUUUAAUAUUAAUUAAAUAAAUAUUUCCGCAAUUAUUUUAAAUAUGUACAUACAUGAACUCGCAGUGUCGUUGGUGCAAAUGUUAAAGUAAAGAUCAUAAAACCACAUGAAAUUUCUUUUUCGUGAUAUGGAAAGUGCAUGCUCUGCAGCUGUGUCAGCCAAUGACUAUUAACGACCAAAGUUCAACAUAACUUUUCUGCAAGACUCCAGGAAGUGACUGUGGGAGUGUCCUAUGAAAAGAGUGAGAACACUGUACUUGUGGGAAAAGGUAAUUGUCUAUUGCCGAUUCUUACUUGUGUUUUUUUCUUCUUUAAACGGGCAAUUGUGACUCUUUUCAUCAAUUUAUCUCUAUCUUCUAAGAGCUACAGUUUUAAAAAAAAUACAAACCUAAACCUUUUUGUAGUGCAAUGACCGAUAGAGUAAAACAGAAAAUCAAAUUGUCUUUUAUUGACCCUUUAUCGCACGCUGAUUAUUUAUUUUUCACGUGCGUGUGUGCACCGUACACUUUCCGUCUCUUUUUAUGCUAACACUGUGUGUGCUUAUCUAGACACGAUUAUAUACAAUGCUUAAUGAGUUCUUAUCAGACACAAUUAAUUUAUGCCUGAGGAACCCUAAUCAACAGCACAACUUUCCCAAGCCUAAUUGUUGAAAUGUUUCUGUAAGUGUCAAAUGUUGUGGCUGAGUGUGCUUCUCCACAGAUGGCGCUUUGCAUUGCGUCGGUAGCAGCCAGUGUGGUACCAGUGUCUGCAGCAGAACCGAGCCUCAUCGAGGGUCUUCUUUUGGCCACGGAUGAGCGGCCUUGGCUCUGGGCCGUCUUUGUUUUCAUGGUUGGACUUCCCGUUAUUCUUUUCAUCAGCUUGAUGUGGCCUGACAUGAGGUUUGGCCCACCUGAUCAACAAUAUUACUAUAAAAAGUCUGAUGAUGUACAACCGGAUGACCCCAAGAGCUCGGAAAGGAAGCAAUCAAUCCAUUCAUAGCACAGGCAAAACUGACAGAAGAUUGGCAAGAAGAAAAUAAGAUCCGACAGCUCCACGACUAUGCUGCAACAAAAGAAGCAAAAAUAUCAGCAAAUAAAAAUGUGGAACAUAUCUUUCAAAUCUA
Messenger RNA from Syngnathus typhle (broad-nosed pipefish), 3766 nucleotides. Its product is annotated as cyclic nucleotide-gated olfactory channel-like. The coding region runs from base 501 to 2537 and encodes 678 amino acids. Gene Ontology annotation, molecular function: intracellularly cAMP-activated cation channel activity; intracellularly cGMP-activated cation channel activity; cGMP binding. Gene Ontology annotation, biological process: monoatomic cation transmembrane transport. Gene Ontology annotation, cellular component: intracellular cyclic nucleotide activated cation channel complex; plasma membrane. The record is from RefSeq and is a predicted model, not a curated record. The transcript is spliced from 14 exons. NCBI's taxonomy places the organism in Eukaryota, Metazoa, Chordata, Actinopteri, Syngnathiformes, Syngnathidae.